AUUUGGGAGAGUGGAAAUAAAAGGAAAACGUCUUCUGUUGUGGGGUGCACUGCUCUCUAGAUUUUAAUGGUGUUUCCACGUACAAAAAAAGAAAAAUAGCUAUAGUGUGUUGUUCUUUCCACUUUUCCAGGAUUAUUUCGAUCGUUGUAAAAAGUAUUCUCUCCUCGAUUCAGUUUAUUCCCUGUGUACCGUGCACUGAAAGUAUAUAGUUCUUUUGUACGUGGAUUAGGCGGCUUUUUUGAGAACGGAGUGAGGAAAAGCUCUAAAACCUCAAAGCAGUGAAACGGUGUUCACAGCUUCUAGCUUUUCCGGCUAGAUACAAAAGAAAACGAAGAAAGAGAUCGCAAUUUGAAGUGAAGUGAAGUGAGGUGAAAAUGGUGCCGAUAAAAGGGAUUUAUCUAGUACUCCUGGUGCUAGUUGCCAGCAGCAGUUUCCACAGCAACCAGGUGAAGGGCGAGAAGUACGAAGAGGACGACGAUGACUACUACGAUUCAAGAGAACGUAUCCUGGAGUCGUCGUACCACGGCUUAAUAAAAGAGAACGAAACGUUCGUCGAAAUAACGCCGUUAAUCAAAGUAGACGAAACAAAAAUAUGCGGAUUCCACAUAAUCAAGAAAAAUAAGGAGAUACCAUUUCAGAUCGAGCUAGUCAACGAACUGGGCAUACUGAAAGCGAAAAAGUCAUUGAAUUGCGAAAAACGCAAAAACUACAAAUUCGACAUCACGGCCGUGUUCUGUGAUGGAUCGCACUCGAAAAGCGCAAACGUUCACAUCUCGGUGAUUGACAUAAAUGAGUAUUCGCCGACAUUCCUGCAGCCAUCAUACGUAACGGAGGUGGACGAAGGUCGUCUGUACCAGGAAAUCAUUCGGGUGGAAGCGACAGACAAGGAUUGCACCCCCCUAUUUGGCGAUGUGUGCAAGUACGAAAUCCUCACCAGCGAUCAGCCCUUCACCAUCGACAACGAGGGCUCGAUUCGGAACACCGAACCUCUGUCGCACAAAGCGUCCCACAACCACAUCCUGUCGGUCGUGGCCUACGAUUGUGCGAUGAAGCAGUCCGCCCCCGUCAUGGUGAACAUCCGAGUGCGGCGAGUUUGCGAAGCGCACGUCAUGGGAGUUGCCGAGCGAAUUGACUACAUUGCCAACUCAAUGGAGAGCGUGUCCUUGUUCCCGAAGAUCCACCUGGAACUUUGUGAUAUGCAGUGCAAAGGAGAAGACAUGGUUAUUCAAUCUUCGGUUUCACUCAAAACUAAACACAUUUCAUUUGGCUGCGACCGGGAUGCUAGUCAAUGUUUGAAAAAGCUCAGCGAAGAGGAGCAGAUUGAGAGUGGGCUGGUUGACCUCCUGCAAAAGAAUACCGAAUGGACCAAGGAUCUGACUUACGAUGAGGGAACUGAAUCGAUUUUCCAUUUCGAUGGAAGCACUGGAGCCAUUAUACCGAAGAAUGUGCUCAAAUCUCAAGAUUUUGCAGCUCAUCAGUUCAGCAUCAUGACAAUGUUCCGUCAUCAUAGCAUUUCUACCAACGAUAAACACACCAAAGAACAUGUCAUUUGCAGUGCUGACGACCAUAAAAUGAAUCGCCACCAUAUGGCUCUAUUUGUGCGAAAUUGCCGUCUUAUUUUAUUGCUGCGUAAAAACUUUAACGAUGGCGAUUUGAACAUCUUCAGUCCAGCUGAAUGGCGCUGGAAGGUUCCCCAGGUUUGUGAUAACGAGUGGCAUCAUUACACAAUCAACGUUGAUUUGCCCAAAAUUGACCUGUACAUCGAUGGCAUUAAAUUCGAAAGCAAUGUGGAAGACCGCCACAGCAAUCCGGAAGUGAUUGACGAUUGGCCAUUGCAUGCGGCUCACGGAAUCAACACAACUCUUGCCAUUGGUGCGUGCUAUCAGGGCUCGGAAAACCGCUUGAAACAUGGCUUCAGCGGCGACAUUUCUGAAAUAAAACUGUCUCUGAAGAAAAUCCUCACACCAAACCAGAUUCGAUGUGGAACAAAUUGUGCAGAAAAGCUACUUCCUCCUCCAGAUCAUUUCUUAGAGCCUGAACAGCAAAUUCAGUCAAAUACUCAAAUGAACAAAAUCAUCAUCGAAGGCAGCAAUAAGAGCAAUAUCGAACAAUUGCUUCAGCAGAUCCAAUACAUCAACACAAAAGAUAACCCAACGAUUGGCCGUCGCAAUAUCCAAGUUAUGACCACCGUCAGCUGUCCAAACAAGAAAGCGAUUCGAUUGCCAACAAUCGAUACUUACAUCAUGGUGACAUCAUCCAACAUUUCGUCUCCACCAGCCACCGCAUCCGCAAAUCUGUACAGCAAAAUUCUCGUCGAUAAACCGUUGACGGUUGACCAGAAGCCACAAAUCGCCAUCACUGGCAACUCCAACCACCUCGUGUCCUAUCCAGAUAUCAAGGAUGGCGUGAAGAUCUUAGCACAAAUUAACAUCAGUAUUUACACCGGCAAGGAAAUCCGUCCAGCGUUGCAAAAGCUUGACUCGUGCAACGUCAUCGUAUUCCCCAGCCUUAAUCCGGACCACGAGGAAAUCACCAUCGACGACAAAGACGGCACCGAUGAGUCGUUGUUCAAGUUCGACAUCAAAACCAAAAUCAGCAAAGACGGCGUGGAAAUGAUCGGAUACGAUACGAUUGAAAACUAUCAGCACAUCCUGAAAUCGUUGGUCUACAUCAACAAGAAGCCGGCGUACUACCUGAACCGGGUAUUCAAGCUCACCUGCUCGCAGGUCGACGAUCACUUCCGAAGUGCGGAGUACACACUAACCCUGACGGUGCUGCAUCCGAAGCAGCAGCCCACGUCGGCGGCCACAUCGUCCAACGUGGUGAUGGCGGUACCGUCGGUCAUACCGACCUCGGCCUCCGAAGGUCAGAUACAUUCCAGUGCUGCGGUGGCUGCGGAAUCGCAUGACACUAACCAGUACGCUCAUGCGAUGCUCCAUUCGCAUGACAUCCAGGAGUCACAGUCCAAGGUGCACAACCUGGCACACGACAAAGCCCAGCUGGCCUCGUCUCACUCGACCAUGUUGAUCGUGGUUAUAUGUGCGUCGUUUGUGCUGCUAAUCUGCGGAGUCGGAAUCGCCCGUCUGCGGAACAACGGCAGUGGAAGCGGCACCAGUCAGUCCCAGAACCUGGACAAGCACCAACCGUGCCCGAAGGUGGCACCCGAGCAGCAGCUGGACUGGGACGACUCGGCACUAACCAUCACCAUAAAUCCCAUGCAGAAUGAUAACCUCUCGGAUGAGAGCUCCGAGUCGGAAAAUUCCGACUCGGAAGACGAGGAGGUUAUCAACGGACGUUACAAAAAUGUCAGCCAGCUGGAAUGGGACAACUCAACAAUCUAAAUGAAUAUAUCAAAAAUUUUAAAUUAUGGAAAAUUUAUUGCAUAUUUUAAAAUUAAUAAAACCAACAAAUUGAAACAAGCAAAAUUGCCAUCCACUUUCCAACACUUACACACAGACAGAGACACACGUAAAAAACACGAACACGUAUAGGAUAAUACAGAAACAACAAAAACAGCAGCAGCAGAAUAGCAUCAAUAGCAAACAACGCGCGAAGUAGUAAACUCUGAUGGAGUAGGGCGAACUUGAACAAAAAAAAAAGAUACGGGAUAAAUGAACCCAUCCAUUUUGGUCCUAGCACUGACCAACCGUCGACGGUGUCCGGCUGGAGCAGAACCCAUGAGCUGAAGGGGCAGCAGAAGGUAGUGAGAGUGGGAGGAACCAACAGGACGACAGACAGAGCCGAUCUAUGCAUUAUUAACGAGCGCAAACAAUAGUGAUAACUGAAUGAACCCGGCACCGUGUCUCAUCGCCGUUAGGUCGCAUGAGUUGAUAUUAGUGCGAGGGGGGUGGAACAGAGCGGGAGGAAAGCCGCGCAGGUGCGACGCGGAAACAAAAGUGAAAUACCAUUCAUUGUUCAUUUCAAUACGAUUUUAUUUUAUGUUUUUUUUUCUACUGCCUUUGUUAGAAGCAACGCGUGGACGAGAUGGGCCUUCGGUAUGGUAUGGGUUGGACCAAAUGAUUAUUUUUCGCAUUGCACACCUGAAGGCCGUCGAAUGUUCAAACCUGUAAUGUUUGAACUUCUGCUUAAAAAAAUGCAUUUAUUAGGCCAUCCCGUGUAUAAUUACGAACUCAUCAAUGUGAAAUAUUGUGUUGAUGAAUAAUUAUCAGCUCUUGUAACGACAUAUUAGACUGUCUAUUUGGAUGUUUCUGUCUUUAUUGAAAAAGAAACAAACUAAUGAGAUGUUUUUCUUUUUAACACUUAAAAUGGAACUUGGUGAAAAAUAUUUUGAGAAUAUUGAAAGGCAUUAUCCAAAAAUUGAUUAUUUUGACUUAAAUAAGCCACUUAUCACGAAGUUCAACAGGUACUUAAAUAUUGUCGAUAUAUUUCUACAGCAAUAGUUGAUCUUUUAGACACGGCGGAGUUCUAUGAGGCGCAACAAGGAAACAGUAUUAAAUCAUCAUAGCGUGUCACGGUGUCCUCAACAGAUUUGUUCAUAUCAAAAUAUGAGAUAGAAUGUAAAAUUAUAUGCUCGGAAAUACACUGACAAUCUCGGUCGUUGAAUCAAAAAUCCA
Messenger RNA from Armigeres subalbatus, 4574 nucleotides. RefSeq names its product calsyntenin-1 (gene Cals). NCBI's taxonomy places the organism in Eukaryota, Metazoa, Arthropoda, Insecta, Diptera, Culicidae. The transcript is spliced from 7 exons. Gene Ontology annotation, cellular component: cell surface; postsynaptic membrane. The record is from RefSeq and is a predicted model, not a curated record. Gene Ontology annotation, molecular function: X11-like protein binding; calcium ion binding; kinesin binding. The coding region runs from base 375 to 3341 and encodes 988 amino acids. Gene Ontology annotation, biological process: homophilic cell-cell adhesion; positive regulation of synapse assembly; positive regulation of synaptic transmission.